GGAGCGUAACGGCGUGUUUCCGGUAAAACCAGGCCGAGAGAGAAAAUAGUAACAGUAAUCUAUGUAGCAACUGAAAAUAAAAAACAGUAUAGAAAGAGUUGUCCACUUUGUUGGACAACGUCUGUCCAAUUUGCCUAACCUUUACAAAUAGAUAUCGAUUGGUCGUCGGGAAAAGAGUCGGCUGUAGCAAGGCAAUGGAAGCCGAGUUUCGGACAAUCGAUGAACCCGGGAGUUGGAACGCCAUUUACCAGGAAAUCCGUCAGCAAUCAAGUGAGCUGCCCUGCAAACUUGCCAAAUUACCUGAAAACAAAACUCGGAAUCGCUACAGAGAUGUCAGCCCAUUUGACCACAGCCGAAUCCGCCUGCAACUGGGUGUGAACGACUACAUUAACGCCAGCCUAAUUUCUGUAGACGAGGCACAGAGAAGCUACAUUCUUACUCAGGGACCCCUUCCAAACACAUGUGGCCACUUCUGGGAGAUGGUUUGGGAGCAGGGAACCAUGGGAGUGGUGAUGCUGAACCGUGUCAUUGAGAAAGGAUCUGUGAAGUGUGCACAGUACUGGCCACCUAGAGCGGAGAGGGAGGCAAUCUUUGAAGACACAAAUUUCAAGCUUACACUUGUUUCAGAAGACAUUAAGUCUUACUACACUGUCCGUCAGCUGGAGCUGGAAAAUCUGUCGACUCUGGAAACUAGAGAGAUCCUACAUUUUCACUACACCACCUGGCCUGACUUUGGGGUGCCCGAAUCUCCAGCCUCCUUCCUCAACUUCCUGUUUAAGGUGCGGGAGUCUGGGUGCCUCAACUCUGACCAGGGGCCUGUGGUGGUGCACUGCAGCGCAGGCAUCGGCCGCUCUGGAACCUUCUGUCUCGUCGACACCUGCCUCUUACUGAUGUCCAUGCGCAAAGACCCAUCAACUGUGCGUAUUCGUGACGUGCUGCUGGAGAUGCGACGCUAUCGGAUGGGCCUGAUUCAGACCGCUGACCAACUCAGAUUUUCCUACCUCGCUGUUAUUGAAGGUGCCAAGUGCAUCAUGGGAGACACAUCGUUGCAGGAGUCGUGGAAAGAGCUCUCCAACGAAGAGGACGUUCCUCCAGAGUUCACCCCUCCCCCGCCCCACUCCCGACCCCAAGGUCCAAUCAACGGCACGGUUGAACCUUCCUUCUUUCCUGAAGAGAUUGUUGUUGCGCAGAAUAAUUUCCACACUCGCAGUGCCCCACCAGAAACUGAACUGCGAUGGAGGGGUGGUGGUGAUGGUGCUACCUCCCAGUCUCCCACCGUCCCCGCUGAUCAACCUGGCUGCCAGGUGGGAAGCAAAGAACCAGAUCCCAAAGCUCUGAUGGAACCACACCGGCUGCAUGAGACUGAAACACAACAGGGGCUGAACCAGGACCAGGCAACAGCAGCAGGAGACGACAGCCUUGAGGCUCAGGGUGCCUGGACCCCCCUGCUGGCCAACAUGUGCCUCUGCACUGCCCUGGCCCUGGGUGCUUACAUCUGUUACCGGGCCUGUUUCCACUGAUCUCCUCUACCCUCCUCCCUCUCUUGCUCCUCCCUUUCUCUUGUCUGUUUUUUUGCAGGGUGAACUGGGUCGAGUGGAUUGUUUGGAUUUCAGCAAAUUGAUUGAUUCAGACUCGCUCACUUGUUUUCUUAACAGAGCGUGAGUGUGGGAGGAAGGACUGCCCCUUUUCCCUUGUCACCCACCGUAGCUCCCAUAUGAACUGUCAGUUUGGACUCUCAGGACCUCAAUUUUCAGGUGUCGCAUCCCAAAUACAGGUGUUGAUGUAAAAUCAAAUGAGUGAGCAACAAUUUUUCAUCAUAGUCGUUAGUAAAGGAAGAUGUGUGUGUUUGUUUCUGUGUUCUAUGAGCUGAAUGGUUUACUAGUUGACCCUACCUACACACAUGCACCCUAUAUUCAGUUACCAAAUGGCACACUCAUAAGUGUUCUUCCAUUUCAGCCUUUGCAAAUAAUGUCCAUUGGCUAUUCACCUUUCUCUACCAAAUAGUUAUUUCAAUCCAGCUCUUCAAAUAAAAAAUUGGUCAAGAGGAGUUACUCAGUGCUUGAUUUGUGGCAACCCUGCAGUGCCAACAUAAUGAUUUGCUGCGGAGACGUUAGUAAAAAGAAAACAGACACAUUUUUCUCCUUGAGAUGAUUGGGCAGUAUUAUUCCCAGGAGUAAACUGAGACUAGGGGGUGGCCACUGUCUGAGAGAGACUGCCCUCCCUGCCUUCCACUGGUUGAGUGGUGCAUACAGUGGGUCAUUUACAGGCCAUAGGAGAGCUCCCUACCACUGCCCUGUUUUAGGGCCUUUUGGCGAGAGCUGAGUGAGUGAGAGGGCAAGCGAGCGAGUGUUUAGUGAGAGUUAACAGCUUUCUACUGAUGCUUGAUUUCUAUCUGCUGUCUUAGUGGAAAACAUCACAAGUUAAUAAUACAAGUCAGAUUUGAAAUGUAUUCAAGAUUGAUUCCUGGCCCUUUUCUCUCCCACCGCGUAUUCAUUCCUAACUUGACAUUUAAGCAGGAGUGUCUUGUUGAUAAUGUGCUUUGAAUGGAAAUGCCGCACACACGUAUUGAGCUGUUCUGGCUGGCCUAGUUUGAGAUGCUGUAUUCACAUUUAGCCUGUUUCAAAAAGUGGUUCCAGCUAACGCUGAUGUACAAAUUCCAAAAUGAGUCUCCAAUGAUUUCGCAACAAUUUGUUAUUGUUGUCAAACCUAUUAAAUAUAUCAUUCAGGGAUAGUAACUUCUUGCUGUCACCACAUUGGAUGAAUAAUGCAGAAGCUUUUCAUGCUAAAGAAACAAAGUGAAUGUGUAAGGAGGAGGGGAAUGCAUCAGGUGAGCGUUGCAUAGUAAUUAAAGAGCAGGUAUCUGAACACAGGAGGCUGCAUUAACGCACAAAAAUGCCAGCUCAGCCUACUAUAUGGAGACACAGACAGCAGCUAACCCUACGCCCCCUUCGCUAGCAAUACAAAUACUUUAUAUUGACCUUUAUUUUCCCCAUCCUCUGACAGCUAAACCCAUCCUGCCUGUAUGGACAGGGAGCCUGGGGUCUCAAACCAACCAACAAACACCAGCACAUGGAAUAAAACACUGUAGUGGUGAUCAGUUAUAUUAUGUUAUGGGACUGUGCUGUUAAGUUUGUUCUUACUACUUUUUUCCCACAUAAACAUCCUGCAGUUUUGAAUAAACAGGUUUUUAAUGAGAUUAGUUCAACUGAGUUUAAUUUACUUUAGUGACUCAAAAAGAACUACUUACUUCCUGAGUCCAACAGCUGUACUUUUUCUCUAGAAUGUAUGAAAGCCUACCCAAGGACACACCUUCUUGAUACUUUUUUCAGAUCAGGUUUCAUUGUGCUGGCUUUUUCUUUUUUACAUCCAUCAUUGUAUUCCUUUUUUAAUAAAAAAAAAUGUACUGCUGAUUUGUUCUAGGUUUUGGAACUGAGUCAAUUGUAAGAUUUUAUUUUAUCAGACUGAAUUCUGAACAAAGGCUGUGGUAAUAAAAUCAGUCCCUGUA
Oncorhynchus keta (chum salmon) is the source of this 3505-nucleotide messenger RNA. Its product is annotated as tyrosine-protein phosphatase non-receptor type 1-like. The record is from RefSeq and is a predicted model, not a curated record. Gene Ontology annotation, molecular function: protein tyrosine phosphatase activity. The coding region runs from base 195 to 1520 and encodes 441 amino acids. NCBI's taxonomy places the organism in Eukaryota, Metazoa, Chordata, Actinopteri, Salmoniformes, Salmonidae. The transcript is spliced from 9 exons. Gene Ontology annotation, biological process: protein dephosphorylation.